AAGACAUAGAUGUCGCCGGGAGCUUCCGGUCCUGGCCCCGACUCGAAUGAGCUGGGUGAUCUUGGAUGUCCAGGUUCCCUCCUAAGUCAAAUGAGGACGAUAAUCCUGACGUCACAGAGAGGCCAGGAGGAUGAAAUAAGAGUCUGCACGUGGAAUGAUUCAUAAACUGUAAUGUUCAAGUCCCCUUUCCAGCCUCUGAAUCUAAUUUUGCACUCCUAGCUCCUUAUUCCUUUCCUUAAAGAGGUCUCCAAAUUACACACAUUUCAGGCUCCCCCCCAAACCUAGACCAGUUCCAAGUAUUGUACAAAUGUUACUGAUUAGCACAAGUGGUCAAGGACUCUGAGGCCAGAUAAUACAGGAUAAAAAUCUGAGCUGUGUGUUCCUCACCAAGUUGCUUAACCUCUCUGAGCCUCGGUUUCCUCAUCUUAAAACAGAUCAUCUUCCAAGGUUGAUGUGAAGCUUUAGUCUAAUAAUCUUUGUAAAGCCCUUAGCAUAGUUCUUGCUGCAUGAGUGCUUACAACAUAGUUUUCUUAUUAUUAGAAACUCUGAGAUAGGGCCUCUAAAUCAAAUUUCAAAAGCGCCAGUGCUGAGGUGUGGAUUUCUGGGCCAAAAUAAGAACGUUCCUUCUGCCUGGAGAAAAGAAACGUUCAGCGGAAGUGGGUCUGUGCUUCAAUAUGAGAAAUCUGAGUCCGUUUCAAGAAAGUAGACAGUGACCUGCUCAAGUUCCCUUUCGGUUAGAUCCUGCUGAGGAUGACCAGACCUUUGGGCCCCGCCCACCUACCUCCACCUGGCGCCACCCACCGCACACCUAGGGGGGCUCUGUCCCUGCCCAGUCUCCAAACACUCAGUCUGAGCCCCCUCAGUGGGAGGAGGAGACGUUUGGGAUUCCGCUGGGCUGGGCCCCGAAGGCAGGAGUGGAGGAGAUGUGUGUACCGGCUGGGCCCAGCAUCCCGGCCACACAGUGCGUUCUAAGAAGGGACUCAUUUCCACCCCGAAGAGCUUAUAAGGGAUACCAGGAGGCUCAGCCCUUUGGAGGACCUGCUGUUUUGUUGCUUAUUACAAUUAGCAAUGCUUGGUUAUUACCACCGCUAAACAUCUGUCUGGCUUUGCUCAGGGACCACUCCCAGCCCGGGUCAGGGUGGGCGAGGGCGGGUAGGCAAGAGAAGUAAAUCUCGACAAGGACAGCGAAGGGCCUGGGUGCGAGGGAGAACGCCCAGAGACCGCCAGCCGCCACUCCGGGACUCACAGCGCCGCGGAGGCGAGUCGGGCAUUCCAGCCAGCGGCGCGCGGACGUCGGUUCCCACCCAGGUCCGCCAACGCCGGGUCUCUCCCGCCGGGCCCGCAGAGGUGGCCGCGCCUGGAACCGCCGUUCGCGCAGCAGUGGCAACCGGAGCAAAGCUGCCGGACAAAUCCCACCCCCGGCCCCGCCCGUCCAAUCCAUCUUGCUGGGGAGGUGACGCUUCUUGGGAGAAGCAAGGGGCGGGGAAGGGAAAUCCAAGCCUUGCGGGGCUCUCGACAGGUGUUUGGGGGAGAAGGCGGAGCCUGGUUAGGGAGGAUGAGGAGGGAGGGGCGGCGCUGCCCCUUUAAGAGGCGGUGGCGGAGCCGGGACCUUUUCUCUUUCCCCGGAAGGAAAGCGGAGCCCGGGCUGGGCGCGCAAGCCAUGGGCCCCGGCCCCCGCCGCGCCGCCUGCGUCCCGCGCCCGAUGCUCUGCGCGCUCGCCUUGAUGGUGGCCGCCGGGGGCCGCGUCGCCUCCGCCUUCAACCUGGACACCCGAUUCCUGGUGGUGAAGGAGGCCAAGAACCCGGGCAGCCUCUUCGGCUACUCGGUCGCCCUCCAUCGGCAGACGGAGCGGCAGCAGCGCUACCUGCUCCUGGCUGGUGCUCCCCGGGACCUCGCCGUGCCUGAUGGCUAUACCAACCGGACCGGUGCUGUGUACCUGUGCCCACUCACUGCCUACAAGAAUGACUGUGCGCGGAUGGAUAUCUCCGAGAAAAGUGACCCUGACCAUCAUAUUAUUGAGGACAUGUGGCUCGGGGUGACCGUGGCCAGCCAGGGCCCUGCGGGCAGAGUCCUGGUCUGCGCCCACCGCUACACCCAGGUGCUGUGGUCAGGGUCAGAGGACCAGCGACGCAUGGUGGGCAAGUGCUACGUGCGGGGCAAUGACCUUCAGCUGGACCGCACAGAUGACUGGCAAACCUACCACAAUGAGAUGUGUAACAGCAACACAGACUACCUGGAGACGGGUAUGUGCCAGUUGGGCACCAGUGGCGGCUUCACAAAGAACACCGUGUACUUCGGCGCACCGGGUGCCUAUAACUGGAAAGGAAACAGCUACAUGAUUCAGCGGAAGGACUGGGAUUUAUCCGAGUAUAGUUACAAGGACCCAGAGGACCAAGGAAACCUCUAUAUUGGGUACACUGUGCAGGUGGGCAGCUCUGUCCUGCACGCCAAGGACAUCACGAUUGUGACAGGCGCCCCGCGGCACCGACAUAUGGGUGCUGUCUUCUUGCUGAGCCAGGAGGCAGGUGGGGACCUUCGGAGGAGGCAGGUGCUGGAGGGCACGCAGGUGGGCGCCUACUUCGGCAGCGCCAUUGCCCUGGCAGACCUGAACAAUGAUGGGUGGCAGGACCUCCUGGUGGGUGCCCCCUACUACUUUGAGCGGAAAGAAGAGGUAGGAGGUGCCGUCUAUGUCUUCAUGAACCAGGCAGGCACCUCCUUCCCUGCCCACCCCUCCCUCCUUCUUCACGGCCCCGGUCGCUCUGCCUUUGGCUUCUCCGUGGCCAGCAUUGGUGACAUCAACCAGGACGGAUUCCAGGACAUUGCCGUGGGAGCCCCAUUCGAGGGCUUGGGCAAAGUGUACAUCUACCACAGCAGCUCCGAGGGGCUCCUCAGACAGCCGCAGCAGGUGAUCCACGGGGAGGAGCUGGGACUGCCCGGCUUGGCCUCCUUUGGCUACUCACUGAGUGGGCGGAUGGAUGUGGAUGAGAACUUCUACCCGGACCUGCUAGUGGGGAGCCUGUCAGACCGCAUUGUGCUGCUGCGGGCACGGCCUGUCAUCAACAUCCUCCACAAGACCUUGGUGGCCAGGCCAUCUGUGCUGGACCCUGCGCUCUGCACAGCUACCUCCUGCGUGCAGGUGGAGCUGUGCUUUGCUUACAACCAGAGCGCCGGGAACCCCAACUACAGGCGAAACAUUACCCUGGCCUACACCCUGGAGGCUGACCGGGACCGCCGACCGCCCAGGCUUCGCUUCGCCCGCAGCCAGUCUGCUGUCUUCCACGGCUUCUUCUCCAUGCCCGACAUGCGCUGUCAGAAGCUGGAACUGCUGCUGAUGGACAACGUCCGCGACAAACUCCGUCCCAUCAUCAUUUCCAUGAACUACUCUCUACCUCUGCGGAUGCCUGAGCGCCCGCGGCUGGGGCUGCGGUCCCUGGACGCGUACCCGGUGCUAAACCAGGCGCAGACGCUGGAGAACCACACCGAGGUUCACUUCCAGAAAGAGUGCGGCCAGGACAACAAAUGCGACAGCAACUUGGACAUGAAGGCGGCCUUCGUGUCGGAGCUGGGGCAGCCUCUGAGCAGGCUGCACUACAGCAAAGACGUCCGGAAACUACACCUGAGCAUCAACGUGACCAACACCCAGAGCAGGGAGCGGGCUGGGGAAGACGCCCAUGAGGCGCUGCUCACCCUGGCGGUGCCUCCCGCCCUGCUGCUGUCCUCAGUGCGCCCCGCUGGGACGUGCCAGGCCAAUGAGACCAUCGUCUGUGAGCUGGGGAACCCCUUCAAACGGAACCAGAGGAUGGAGCUGCUCAUCACCUUCGAGGUCAACGGAGUGACUCUGCACACCAGGGAACUGCAGAUGCAGCUACAGCUCUCCACGUCAAGUCACCAGGACAACCUGCAGCCCGUGACCCUGACUUUGCUGGUGGACUACACGCUCCAGGCCUCUCUCAGCAUGGUGAGUCACCGGCUCCAGAGCUUCUUUGGGGGAACAGUGAUGGGCGAGUCUGGCAUGAAAACUGUGGAGGACGUGGGAAGUCCCCUCAAGUAUGAAUUCCAAGUGGGCCCAAUGGGGGAAGGGCUGGCCGCCCUGGGGACCCUGGUCCUAGGGCUGGAGUGGCCCUACGAAGUCAUCAAUGGCAAGUGGCUGCUGUACCCUACAGAGAUCACCAUCCACGGCAAUGGGUCCUGGCCCUGUCAGCCACCUGGAGACCUUGUCAACCCUCUGAAUCUCACUCUGUCGGUCCCUGGGGACAGGCCGCCAUCUCCACAGCGCAGGCGGCGACAGUUGGACCCAGGAGGAGGCCAGGGUCCCCCGCCAGUCACUCUGGCUGCUGCCAAGAAGGCCAAGUCUGAGGCCCAACUGAAAUGUGAUAGUGACCGCACCCGCUGCGUGUGGCUGGAGUGCCCCAUUCCUGAUAGCCCGGUCAUCACCAACGUGACAGUGCGGGCACGAGUGUGGAACAGCACCUUCAUCGAGGAUUACAAAGACUUUGACAGAGUCAUGGUAAGCGGCUAUGCUACCCUGUUCCUCCGAACCAGCAUCCCCACCAUCAACAUGGAGAACAAGACCGUGUGGUUCUCCGUGGACAUUGACUCGGAGCUGGAGGAGGAGCUGCCGGCGGAGAUCGAGCUGUGGCUGGUGCUUGUGGCCGUGAGUGCCGGGCUGCUGCUUCUGGGGCUGAUCAUCCUCUUGCUCUGGAAGUGCGGCUUCUUCAAGCGAGCCCGCACUCGCGCCCUGUAUGAAGCUAAGAGGCAGAAGGCGGAGAUGAAGAGCCAGCCGUCAGAGACAGAGAGGCUGACCGACGACUACUGAGGGGGGCAGCCCCUGCCCCCCGGCCCACCCGGUGCGACUUCUUUAAGCGGACCCGCUAUUACCGGAUCAUGCCCAAGUACCACGCAGUGCGGAUCCGGGAGGAGGAGCGCUACCCGCCUCCAGGGAGCACCGCGCCUACCAAGAAGCACUGGGUCACCAGCUGGCAGAGUCGGGACCGAUACUACUGACGUCCUCCCUGACCCCCCCCCCCGCUCCCCCAGUGUCCCCUUCUAUUUAUCAUAAGUUAUACCCCUGAGAGUCCAUAGGGGCCACUGCCUUUGGCUGGCACCCGCAGCCUCAAGCACACACACCUCUUCGAGCACAUAUAUGUGCCAUCCGGCCGCGGGCUCCCCACAGGAGGGAGCCCACCGCAGCCCCCAGGCCCUGGACAUGCGUGGGCCCCACCGCUUGUGGACUGUGCUCUUGUACCACGGACAGCACGUGGACGUGGGCGGCCCUGCCUGUGCCAAAACCAAGCCCAAGGGCCUCCACGGAAGCUAGGAGGAAAAUGCCUCCGCUGUGGCGACGCCUCCGCCCAUUCACACUGGACCCAUCUUCAGCCACAGUCACUGGAUUGACUCUGCUAUUAAGCCUAAAACUACUGACAGGGAAGCGCGUGCCAGGCCCCCAGCCGCCGCUCCCGGCUCCCAUGCCAGAGAACGUGGGGGGCCUGCCUCAGGUUGUCCACGUGGCGUUUACAGGACUCAGUGCGCUCAGACCCAAGAGCAGAGGGAGCUGGAGGGAAGGCCCCCGGGCUGGCUUUCCCUCCCAGGCCUCUGUGAUGCCUCUCUCCUCGGCCACAGCCCACACUGGCAAGGGAAGCGGUCUGAAGACGGACAGGCCGCUAGGCUCGGCCCGCUGCUGUGGGACUGCCCUGGGAACUCAGUGGAACGCUCAGCAGAGGAGGGGACGGUCCCGGGCCAACGAGAUGUCGGAAGUAUAGAGGAGAUACCACUUCUUACCCACCACUACCAUCCAGGCCUCUGAAGGCCCGGAGAGACCACCCCCCCCCCCCACACGCACACAAGGUCACAGAGAGAGCGACACUUGAAUGUAGAACAGGGAGGGAGCUCUGGCCCUGCCCCCUGGGCUGGAAGUUAUUCUGCCCUCACUGACCACGGGUAGGGGACCUGGAAGUGGAGUUCUUGGCUGUCCUUGGCGUUCUCAGAGCCAACCCAGCUCUGCCUCCUCCCCUGUGGGCUAAGUCCGGAGGCCCAGUCUAGAAGGUGAGGCUGGUCCCAGGGAACCUCUCCUGACCCUUGCCUCUUGGGAGUCCCUUUUCCAGUCCUUAACCCCUUCCACGGUACUGUAGCGGGGGCCUCCCUCCCCCCCUUUGUGCCUUCUUUGUAUAUAGGCUUCUCACGGCAACCAGUAAAUAGCCCCCAGUUUUUAUGG
This is a messenger RNA of Hyaena hyaena (striped hyena), 6211 nucleotides long. It is a transcript of the gene ITGA3, whose product is annotated as integrin subunit alpha 3. Gene Ontology annotation, cellular component: integrin complex; external side of plasma membrane. The transcript is spliced from 27 exons. Gene Ontology annotation, molecular function: integrin binding. Lineage: Eukaryota; Metazoa; Chordata; Mammalia; Carnivora; Hyaenidae. The record is from RefSeq and is a predicted model, not a curated record. Bases 1556 to 4816 code for a protein of 1086 amino acids. Gene Ontology annotation, biological process: cell-matrix adhesion; integrin-mediated signaling pathway; cell-cell adhesion.